Messenger RNA from Folsomia candida, 3436 nucleotides. RefSeq names its product importin-9 (gene Ipo9). Bases 210 to 3233 code for a protein of 1007 amino acids. The transcript is spliced from 14 exons. Gene Ontology annotation, molecular function: small GTPase binding. Gene Ontology annotation, biological process: protein import into nucleus. The record is from RefSeq and is a predicted model, not a curated record. Lineage: Eukaryota; Metazoa; Arthropoda; Collembola; Entomobryomorpha; Isotomidae. Gene Ontology annotation, cellular component: cytosol; nuclear envelope.
CUCCACAUCUGCUCGUGCUCUUUGUCUCAUUUCACAUUUCACGACACCGUUGCACUCAAAUUUGUGAUUAAAAGGAUUUAAAGAAAUUUGUUUCGUAAUUCUCGUGUAUAUUUAACAAAGGUUAUCGAAAGUUAUAGAAUAGAUCCCUGUAAAAAUCACUGUUCUGGCUGAGACGUUUGGUCAGUACCAAGCACUGGAAAGAAGGCAGGAUGAGUAACCUUAAAGAAGCCUUAAUUGAGUGUCUUCAAGGAAGUCUGUCUCCUGAAGGAGACGUACGACGUGGAGCAGAAGAACGACUUAAGGCGUUAGAAGUUACAGAAAAUCAUCCAAUUCAUCUGAUGGAGAUAGUGCUGGACAAUGGAGAUCAUUGCCUCCCCCCACCAAUUCGACAGUUAGCAAGUGUAAUCCUUCGUCAAUACAUUGACACUCACUGGACAUCAAUCACUGAAAAAUUUGUCGCACCGGAGCCAUCUGAGCAGGCAAAAGCUAUUCUUCGAUCCAAUCUACCGAUUGGAUUAACAUAUUCUGAAAGCAAGAUACGAAACUCAAUUGCGGCUAUAAUUUCAACAAUUGCUCACUGGGAUUGGCCUGAACAAUGGCCAAAUUUAUUCGAAGUUCUAUUGCAGUACUUGCACAACGAGAAAUCUGUUGCAGGAGCCAUGAGGGUUCUGACAGAGUUUGUUAAGGAACUGACAGAGGAACAUUUACUUCAGGUUGCACCAAUAAUCCUUCCGGAAAUGAGCGUUAUGAUAAAUGACAAGGAAUCAUAUAGUUCAAAUACAAGGGCAAGAGCAGUUCAAGUUUUUAGAACUUGUGCUCGUGUAAUCAGCAUUUUGGGCCAAAUCGACAAAAAAGCGCCUACUCGUUUUCUUGAUCCAGUUUUGCAGAACUAUGUGCAAGUGUUUACACGUGCAUUGAUGGAACCUGAAAACCCAGGGCAUUAUAAAUUAAAGAAAGACAUCAUUAAGACUGUUACAGUCUUGUUGAGGUAUUAUCAAGCAAAGACGUCACCAUACCUCGCACAACUUCUUCCACCUGCAUGGGCAAUAUUGACGUCAUUAACAGUUCCCUUUAAGGCAUACCUCCAAGGAAAUGAGGAUGAUGAUGACAACAUUGACUCUGACGGAGAAAAAUGUGGAAUUGAAUCCACUUUGUAUGCUAUAUUUGAACUUGUUCAAGCAUUGCUGGAAAAUCCUCAAAUUGCAAAGACUUACAUGUCGGAUAGUUUGACCGACUUGAUUUUUUAUACUACAUUUUACAUGCAACUUCCUCAGGAAAGAGUUGAACAGUGGACAAGCAAUCCAAGUUCGUUUGCAAGCGACGAAGAUGAAGACUCGGGAACAUAUUCGUUAAGAGCAUGUGCACAAGAUCUACUGUCACUUGUUUCUGACGAAUUCAACCAACAAUGCAUUGCUGCGUUAGGCCAAGCUGUGAAUAGGCAUUUGUGCACUCCUGCUGGUCAGACGGACUGGAGACUUCAGGAAGCAUGCCUGUAUGCCGUUUGCUCUUUAGGAACAAACGUUGCCAAACCUUGGUCGCAAAGUAGUGGUAUUCCUACCGCAGGAUGCUUCGACAUUCAUGGAUUUGUGCAGAAUAUUGUCAUCCCUGGACUCUCUUCACAAGAUAUCUUACUUGUGGGUCGUUGUCUCGUUCUGGGGAGCAAUUUUUGCACUGUGAUUGACCCUACGUUGACUGAAAAUUUUAUUCGUGCUGCGGUAGAGUGUCUACAGCCUGAUCGGAGUAUCAUUUUGAAAUUGUUGGCAACAAAAGCUAUUGAAAGUUUUGUAAACCAGUCACCAGAAUAUGAAUUUGUACAUAAGAAAUUACUCGAAUUUCUCCCUGUAAUAGUGGAAAAUUUAAUUACGUUUGGAGCCAUGGGGCAAUCAGUAGAUAUUCUGACAAUCGUGUUGGAGACGCUAACUGAAAUUUUGAAGCUAGAUGAUGGCUUCACUGCAUCCAUUGGUUCUAAAGUUACGACUCUGUCCAUAGCUUGUUUUGUUAAAUUCAAUGCCGAUCCCGUCAUAUGCCCAAUCAUCGAAGGAAUUCUUCAGAUCCUGUGCAAAAAUCGAAAUUGUGUUGUCGAGGUGCAAGAGAGAUUGACGCCAACCCUCAUCUCUGUUCUAAACAAUUCCAGUACUGAAAUGGCUGGUCCUCAAGGGGUAGCAUUGGAUCUACUGACAGUCGUUAUAAGAGCGUCUCCUACUCCACUCAGUCCAAUGCUGGUCACUGAUGCCUUUCCUGCUGUGAUAAAUUGCAUAACCAAAUCUGAUGACCACACAGUGUGGCAAAACGGAGGUGAAUGCUUACGAGCUUACACAUCAGUUGCCCCUGAUCAAGUUUAUGAAUACAGGGAUGCUAAUGGAAUGUCUGGCUUGGCCUAUGUUGUACAAAUUGCUUGUCGACUCCUGGAUCCAACAAUGUCUGAAUUUUCCGCAACAUUAGUAGGAAAACUUGUUACAACCUUGUUGAGCAAAACUGGAAACAAACUUGGAGAUCAACUUGAGCUGCUUUUACGAGCAGUUUUGAGCAAAUUGAGGUCUGCUGACACCCUGAGUGUGAUACAGAACCUAUUAAUGGUUUACGCAUACUUGUUCAACACUCAAUUAGAGCCAGCUUUAAACUUUUUGGAUAGCGUUCCAGGCCCAACAGGUCAAUCUGCCCUUUACUUUGUCAUGACGGAAUGGGUUUCACGGCAACACAUGUUUUAUGGCAUGUUUGACCGAAAAGUUAGUUCCAUUGCUUUGGCUAAUUUACUCCUGCAUGGAUUGAACACCAAAGAUCCCAGAGUCACUCAGAUACAAGUAAAAGGUGAACUAGUGGAUACGAAACAAAUGAUAACCAGAAGCAAGAAAAAGACAGAAGAAUGGACCAAGAUUCCACUUUUGGUGAAAAUAUUCAAACUCCUAAUAUACGAACUGUCUUGCGUAACAGCAGACACAACGGCUGAUGAAGAGGGUGAAACCGAAAGUGAGUCAGAAGACGACGAUAAAGAAAACGGAGUAAGUUGCAGUGGUUUCAAUGUUGAGGACUUGUUGUUUGACGAUGAAGAAAGUGGUGUAAACGUAGAUGACCAAGACAUUCUCUCUGACCCGAUAUAUACUGUUGAUCUUUCAAUCUAUUUGAAAGAUUUUUUAACAGCAUUUAGCCAGCAGCCCCAUUUUCCAGAAUUUAUUUCUCACCUAAAUGUGCAAGAACUCAAAGCCCUCUCUAAAAUCGGAUUAAAUAUUGGCUAAUUUGAAAUGCGAAUUUUUGUUUUCUAAAAAUUUUCUAAAGUUUGGUUCCAUAUUACUUAAAAUUACUUUGUCUUUUGUGAUGAUCCCUUGGAGGAUGGAUUACAAUAUAUACUUUAAACCUCUAGAUGCUUUCAUCAUUGGAAGCAAAAUAAUUUUAAAUUGUGUUAUUAAUAAAAAUGCAUUGCAACACGUACGAAAUUAAA